Rotaria sp. Silwood1 is the source of this 2151-nucleotide messenger RNA. The record is from the annotation of a GenBank genome assembly. NCBI's taxonomy places the organism in Eukaryota, Metazoa, Rotifera, Eurotatoria, Philodinida, Philodinidae.
AUGUAUUCUCGUUUCGUAUUUCGAUCAAUUCAAGGUUCUACAUCAUCGUUAAUUUUCAAUCGUUUUCUUUCAUUAACUCAAGUACAAUUAUCAGCAGCAGCUAAAUUAAAAGAAAAACCAUCAUCUACAACAAAAUCUGAAAAAUCUGUUGCUAAUACGGAAAAAUUAUCAACUUCACCACCAACAACAACAACGGCUAAUGUAUCAUCAGAAGAUAAAAAACCAAUUCCACCGCCAACAUCAGGCACCAAUGAUCCCAAUAAAACUUAUUCGGAAAGAAUUCAUCGACUUGUUGAUGAAAUAAGUAAAUUAUCAUUAGUUGAUGUUAUGGAUUUGAAUGAAUUAUUAAAAAAAACACUUAAAAUUCAAGAUAUACCAAUCAUGGCAUCCGGAGGAGUUAGUAGUGCAUCAACACCAGCUGCACCUAAGAAAGAAGAAGACGAAGAAGAAAGUGCUCGACCAACAGCACAAUCAGUAUUUAAAGUACGUUUGAUUAAAUUCGAUGAAACAAAGAAAGUCCCGGUUAUCAAACAAGUCAAAGAUGUUGUUGAGAAUAUUAAUCUUGUUCAAGCUAAAAAACUAGUUGAAUCACUUCCUCAAGUUCUUCGCGAUAAUUUAAGCAAAGCUGAUGCUGAAACAAUGAAAGCUAAAAUUGAAGCUGCUGGUGGUGUGUGUGUUGUUGAGCAAAUGGCUCUCACUAAACGUCUUCCACUUGCCACGUUUCUUCAAUUAAGUAGUCGACAUUUAGCUACUCAAACAACACCAACACCUCCAGCAGCCAAUCCACCUAAAGCUCAAGCACCAACACCACCUCCAGCUCCACCUCAAAAAACGAAAUUCGGUCCAUUAAAAGAUGAAGAUCGUAUUUUUACUAAUCUUUAUGGUCGACAUGAUUGGCAUUUAAAAGGAGCUAUAGCUCGAGGUGAUUGGCAUAAAACGAAAGAAAUUGUUCUAAAAGGAUCACCUUGGAUUAUUGAUGAAAUAAAAAAGAGUGGAUUACGUGGUCGAGGUGGUGCUGGUUUUCCAUCCGGUUUAAAAUGGAGUUUCAUGAUUAGACCUCCUGAUGGUCGACCAAAAUAUUUAGUCAUCAAUGCUGAUGAAGGUGAACCUGGAACAUGUAAAGAUCGAGAAAUAAUGCGUCAUGAUCCACAUAAACUUAUCGAAGGUUGUCUUAUUGCUGGUCAUGCUAUGGGUGCACGUGCUGCUUAUAUUUAUAUUCGAGGAGAAUUUUAUAAUGAAGGUUCAAAUGUUCAAACAGCUAUUCAUGAAGCAUAUAAAGCUGGUCUUAUUGGCAAAAAUGCAUGUGGAACUGGUUAUGAUUUUGAUAUAUUUGUUCAUCGUGGUGCCGGUGCUUAUAUUUGUGGUGAAGAAACUGCAUUAAUUGAAUCAUUAGAAGGUAAACAAGGUAAACCACGUUUGAAACCACCAUUUCCAGCUGAUAUUGGUUUAUUUGGUUGUCCAACAACUGUAACAAAUGUUGAAACAGUUGCUGUUGCACCAGAAAUAUGUCGUCGUGGUGCUGAUUGGUUUGCUUCAUUUGGACGUGAACGAAAUCGUGGAACUAAAUUAUUUUGUAUAAGUGGACAUGUGAAUAAACCGGUAACAGUUGAAGAAGAAAUGUCAGUACCAUUAAAAGAACUUAUUGAAAGACAUGCUGGUGGUGUUCGAGGUGGUUGGGAUAACUUAUUAGCAAUUAUUCCUGGUGGAUCAUCUGUACCUUUAAUACCAAAAAAAAUAUGCGAUGAUGUUUUAAUGGAUUUUGAUGCACUUGUUGCUGUGCAAUCAGGUUUAGGUACAGCAGCGGUUAUUGUUAUGGAUAAAUCAACAGAUGUUGUCAAGGCUAUUGCUCGUCUUUCCGAUUUUUAUCAACAUGAAUCAUGUGGACAAUGUACACCAUGCCGUGAAGGAACUGGUUGGCUUGCUAAAAUGAUGAAUCGAUUUGUAACUGGCAAUGCUCGUCCAGCUGAAAUCGAUAUGAUUUGGGAAUUAUCAAAACAAAUUGAAGGACAUACAAUUUGUGCUUUAGGUGAUGCUGCUGCAUGGCCUGUUCAAGGUCUUAUACGACAUUUUCGACCAGAAAUGGAACGUCGUAUGGCUGAAUAUGCUGCCAAAAAUAGUGAUGCAAAGACAAUUAGUACUAGUGCUCAUUGA